AUGCCAUUGGAUCCCCUCGAUGCCAGUAUUACGACAGGGCCUGUUGGUGAAGAAUGCACGAUCUAUCCGGCACGAACCAUGGAUGUGGGAGCCCGUGUAGAGACGCAUUCUGGGUUCACAGUUCAGCGGUUCACCUCACAUUACUCAUGCUCUUGCCCCGCCUGGCGGUGUGACACCGGGAAAAAUGUGCGGUACCGGACAUGUGAGCAUUUGGCUGACAUUUUGGGAGAGGAGUAUGAGCGCAUACGCACAAAUUGCGAUUCACAAGCAGAACAUAGUACGCCCAAGAAGCGUGCUUGUGACAUGGAAAGUUGGCGUGCGUGGGACGCAAACCUCUCACCGUCACACUCGAAGCGCUCACGGACCUCGCCCACUGCGUACAAGUCGCCGAGCAGCUCUUCGUCUGAGCGACCUUUUUCUUUUCUGCUUGCGUCUACGUGGCCUUGUGAAGUAGGGCCGCGCCCGGCCUCCAAGUCACUCUCGUCUCGCAAAGAUCCUACUGGUUGGUGGAUCAGUGAAAAAUUUGAUGGCGUACGCGCAUGGUGGGAUGGCGAAACCCUUUGGAGCCGACGUGGUCAGAUGUGGCAUGCACCCCCAUGGUUUACUGCUCCGUUGCCUAGUCACAUGUCUUUGGAUGGUGAGCUAUGGAUCGAUCGUGGGCUGUUUGAACACACUUCAGGCGUGUGUCGAGCGUCAAAUUCUGACGAAUGGCAUCGCGUGAAAUAUAUGGUAUUUGAUGCACCAGAUGGCUGCAUUGAGCCUGUGGAAGAUCGAUGGGGCAGAAUCCGGGCCUUAUUCCCCGUGGCACGCUUUGGCGAACCUAUCGCCCGCCAUACACACCAUGUAUAUGCGGUAGAACAAGUACGAUGCCACGGACCGUCGCAUUUGGAUGCAUUAGUACAUCAAGUCUUGUCCGCUGGCGGAGAAGGUGUGAUGCUUCGCGCUCCCCAUUCUGUAUACGAACGGCGUAGGAGCUCGACCUUGUACAAAUGGAAGCCAUUCCUCGACGCCGAAGCGCGCGUCAUUGGCUACGAACAGGGACAAAAUGGCGCAGCUGGACUAGUUGGGUCGCUUGUGUGUGAAACCUACUCACAGGAACAGCAAGAUGAAUCCCCUAAGCGAUUUUGCGUAGGAUCAGGCCUCACGCAGUUUUUGCGACAGCAUCCGCCUCCCAUCGGUACCAUGAUCCGUUACCACUAUAGCGGCUUGAGCUCACAAGGCCUGCCUCGCUUCCCACGAUACGCUGGAACACGCGUUGAUAUGUAA
This is a messenger RNA of Malassezia restricta, 1266 nucleotides long. RefSeq names its product DNA ligase 1. The record is from RefSeq and is a predicted model, not a curated record. The transcript has a single exon. The coding region runs from base 1 to 1266 and encodes 421 amino acids. Gene Ontology annotation, molecular function: zinc ion binding; ATP binding; DNA ligase (ATP) activity. NCBI's taxonomy places the organism in Eukaryota, Fungi, Basidiomycota, Malasseziomycetes, Malasseziales, Malasseziaceae. Gene Ontology annotation, biological process: DNA recombination; DNA repair.